Manduca sexta (tobacco hornworm) is the source of this 4353-nucleotide messenger RNA. It is a transcript of the gene Neto, whose product is annotated as neuropilin and tolloid-like protein 2. The record is from RefSeq and is a predicted model, not a curated record. The coding region runs from base 914 to 2941 and encodes 675 amino acids. Gene Ontology annotation, molecular function: protein binding. The transcript has 13 exons. Lineage: Eukaryota; Metazoa; Arthropoda; Insecta; Lepidoptera; Sphingidae.
GACGUUGUGAAGUGAAGUUCAAGCCAAAAUAGACUUUGAGACAUCGAUAUAAAAUUCAAAAUUCGCGGAUCUAAUACGGAGGCUCGUGAAAUCCGAAGAAAGGUUUCUUAGAAGAGACAAAAUAUUGCGUUACAAAGAACCUAAUUUGAUUCGCAACAAACGAAAUAAAAGAAAUUCGUUUAUUGAUCUUCCAGGCAAAUUUACCUCUUACAAGUCAGUAUAAUAAAUAGAAAGACUACCUAUUGCCAUACUUAAUAUUACCUUUACACUAUUGUUUUAUCAAUUCAUUCUUUCAUAUUUAAUUCUCUAAACAAAAUAUUAUCUUAAAACGACUAAUAUAUUUUUGAAUUCUCAGUGGCCUCCAAUUACUAUAAUUGAUUGAUGGAUCUUAUAUAAGCAAUGUUAAUGUAAUCAAUAUCUUCCGCUGUUUAUUCUCUAGGCCUGAGGAUAUCACAAAAGAACCGUCAUUGGCGAAUCUUUAGUUCAAUUAUUAGAUUUUAUAGAAAUAUAUAAAGUUAGCUAAAACAUAAGUUCAAAAAUCUUUACAGAAUUUAAAUAAGGCUUAAAGCUUUAUGAAAAAUAAACUAAACAAAAGCAAACUGUUACAUCCUGUUACCUCCCUGAUAAGUGAAAAAGAAACUUAACCUCAAACAGGUGACAAAGUGGCGAAACAUCAUUAACUACCUUUUAACUAAGUAAAAAAACAAUAAGAGAAUAAAAACCUCCAUAAUAUAACAAUUGACCAACAUAAGUGACAGUGACUCGUCUGUCAGUGACUCGUCUGACAGUGACUCGUCAACAAGUGAAGUGUCAGUGACGUGCGCGGGUGGCAGUGACAUGUACUGAGGUGUUUUGAUGGUGGUUCUGCGGUUACCACGAAUGCGGGCGGACGGCCCUCCCGGCCGGCAGGUCAAUGACAUCGCCGGCACUCUGUGUGCUGUUCCUGGCACUAUUGUCAUCAUCAUCGAGCAAAACACAGAACCCAUCAGCUGAUCAUGACCUCGCUCUGAGCCCUGACGUCCAAACAUACCGGGACAACGUCGACGAGAUGAUAAGCGAAGAUAGUCCAAUCAUCACAAACCUGGCAGCACAUAGACUAUACCUAAACAAAUACAGAGAACAGAAGAUGAGGAAUUUCGAUGAUAGCGAAGUGCUUUCGAGGAAUAAAAGGGAGACAGAUAACUAUAAAUGCGAAGCGUUUACGUACAACGAUAAAGAUAGUGGAAGGGAUAUCUGGCACCCUCAUCCGAGGAAUAGCUCUUAUUAUUACAAUAGUACGGAUUGUGUUACUGUUAUAAAUGCUACUGAAGGUCAGAUAAUAGAGUUGAUAUUUGUGGACGUGUUUCGCAUAGAAUCGCAUCCAGAAUGCGCGUACGACUAUUUAGAAAUCAGAGACGGUCUUCAAGGCUACUCCAAACUGCUGAGCAAGCUCUGUGGCACAGCAUUUCCUAGACAAAUCAGUACGACAGGACCCAACGCCUGGCUGAAGUUCCAUUCAGACGACACCAUCGAGUACGAAGGCUUUCACAUUAAUAUCAGCUUUAAGGCUGGCGCUAGUCACAGCAUACCAGCCUCCUGCUAUAUCCCAGUGGAAGGAAGCCAUGGAGUAAUCGACUCGUCGGAUAUUGACGAGAAAUGCAAAACUGGCAGCCUUAACCAUGCCCUAGACGUUUUGUGGAUUAUAAAAGCACCUGAGAAUAUGAAGAUAUAUCUAAAUUUCACAUCGUAUUCGUUGGCGCAACCUAAUGAGUGUGAAGAGAACGUCAUACAAGUGUUUGGUUCAGUCUUAGAACUGGACUCUAAAUUGGCGCACUACUGCGGCUCCAUGGCCAAUUCCGUCACAACUAAGGAUGACGGUAAAGGCCCAACUAACAUCAUGCAUGUACGACUCUACGCGUCCAAAACUGCUAAGGAUAAGACCUCGUUUAACGCUAACUUCACUUCCUAUCGAACCAUGGAUCCUGGUAAAGAUGAUAAAUGUAGCGAAACGGAAUUCGACUGCGAAGACAACACUUGCAUUAACAUCACAUUGAAAUGCGACGCGUACGCCAACUGCAGGCUAAAAGCUGACGAGGACAUCGAAUUGUGUAAGACGGAAACGGAAUCAGUGAUCAAAAAGACGCACAUAAUGGUAAUUCUGGUGAUCUUCUCUCUCAUCCUAUCGGGAAUGAGCUUCGUGUUCCUUUUUAAGUGUAUAAGGAAACUGUAUCAGGACCACAAGAUUAUAAAGGAGCACAUAAGACAGUCCUGCGAAGACCGCCUAGACAGUCUGGUGGGUAGCCGCCUAACUUUGGACCCUAAACGGCUGCAGAGAGACAGCGAGCCUCGUGCCAGUCUCGAAAGAGAGAACCACGCCAACAAGAUGUUCCAACAACAACGAAGUUUCUCGAAACCUAAGCAAUCCAGUAUAGACUCUGACUACAUCCAAGAAACUCACUUGGAUAUAGACGAUGAACCCUGGAGAAGAGAAGUAGACAGCGUCCCCAUAGAAGCAGAUGAUAUUAGAAUAGAAAGAAACGGAAGAACCAGGCGCAGCGAUAUGAGUAGAAAAGAAGAGUCCAUCAGGAGUAAGAGGAAAGAGAGCGAAGAUGUGCGGGAGAAGAAGCAGAUUAGAGAUGUGUCUGUUGGCGCCCCUGAUACCAAGGAAUCGGGAUGUCAGACCAGGGAAAGUUUGUUCCAGACGGACCCACCACCAAGUUCAGAUGGUUCUGGUAGCAACAGCCGUGGGUUCUCGACAUUCGGCUACUCGGGCGCGACGAUAGCUCGCCCCUCUCCGACUGCACAAACCAACACAUCGGAGAUCACCAUCGAACUCCUGAGGCAAGUGCCGAGGCAAGAGUCGAUGAAGUCUCAAAAGAAAAUGGCCGACCGUCGACCAAUCAGCACAGAGACGACCCGCUCAGCUCCUGACGUUAUCAUAGUGUCAAAACCGAUUCGCUGAGGAAGACCAUCGGGGCCCCCGCCGUGGGCCCCGAUACCCCCCGACUGGUACCCCCUGGAGCCUCGGACCUGUCCUGAGGGCUCCUACCAGCCCCAUUCGUGCAUGGACUCUUUCUCCAAGAGCAUAUCUUUUGAUAACUGUGAAGGAUACUACAGCAAAUACAUAGAUCAGGAGCCGAAGUUGAUUUACGAUUAUUAUUUGAAAAGUGACUUUAAAGCGCAGACGUUGCCAAGGAAUUUAGGCUCUUCUGUGGGGUGCAAAAGGGUGCACGCACAGCGCAGUGUGUGCUUCUACGGUGUAGAUGAUAGUCCGACGAGGAACACUUUUGUUGUGACGGCUGAUAUCGAGCCACAUAGAUAACGAAUGUUCUAGAUUUGUUUUAGUAGAUGAUAGAUAUAUUGUUUUUAGUGUCACGCUUGCGUUUAGGUGUGUUUUUGAUAUAUUUAAAAGGGCAUUUUUGGACUUUUUUGUCUCGCUCUUUGUUAGUCAAUCGGCAGCUAAUAGGGUUAACACGUAAUAGAAUUUGGAAACGUUUUGGUGCAUUGAAUUUAUGUUAGUUUUAUUGUGUUUUCACUAACAUUAGUAAUGUCUAAUUAUAAGUUACAUUGGCGUUGAAGUUGCGGAUAAAGAUGUUUCAUAAAACUAUUCAACUGGUUUAAUAAGGCGUAUGUUACAUGUAAGUGAAGCACGGCUUAACAAAGAUGUUUUUGGUCCAACUCAAGUCACGUGACACAAAAUGGCGGCAGCGAACUGUCAAAAUAUUGUAUUCAUUAAAUCUUUUGAAACUGUAAAAUCAACAGUGGCUGUGUUGAACAUUAUGCAGUAAUACAAAGUACCAAAUUGCCAUUUUUUGUAUGCAAACGAAAUAUCGAUUUUACAGAAAGUCUUUUUAUUCAAGUUUGUUAUGCUGUGCUAUAUCGCUUGCACUUUUAUACGCCCAGAAUGAUUUCGCACGCCACGCGAAAAGUCACGUUCGUAUUAAUACAGAGAAAUUUCGGCCUUAUUACAUUGAAAACCACUUGAAAAUAUGCUAGAAUUGCAUGAUUAAACAACAAAAUACCUUCUAAUUCUGCUCUUCAAAUGUGUCUGAACUACAUAAGGUCGAAAUUAUCGCGUGUUUCUCAGCUCGGCUGGUGUGCACUACCUUUUAUGCAUAAAAAUACGCAAUGUACAGACGCGGCACAAUUAAUUAAGUCUAAUUUAAUCGAUUGUAAGUUUAUCGAUUUUGUGAAUUUUAAUAGUUUUGCAAGGAAGAAUUGUGAAUAAUCGUUUUAAGAUAUCCAUAAGUAGCAUCUAUUGUAUAGAGAGCUAGGUUUCAUAAAUGAUUUUGACGACUUGCUUUGGCCUUAAUGGGUUCAUUUAAUGCGUAUUCUUAAAUCAGAGCGAGGAAAGGAAGGUUGAAAAUAGGAAAA